Molecule: messenger RNA, 2507 nt
Organism: Scleropages formosus (Asian bonytongue)
Lineage: Eukaryota; Metazoa; Chordata; Actinopteri; Osteoglossiformes; Osteoglossidae
Product: carbohydrate sulfotransferase 2-like
Exons: 1
Coding region: 577-1968 (463 amino acids)
Biological process (GO): N-acetylglucosamine metabolic process; sulfur compound metabolic process; carbohydrate metabolic process
Cellular component (GO): Golgi membrane
Molecular function (GO): N-acetylglucosamine 6-O-sulfotransferase activity
Source: RefSeq, a predicted model, not a curated record
GCGCAGCGGAACGGAGAAAUAACACGUACGGCUGGAAAUAUGGAUGGUAAUUUGAGCCUCCUGCGCUGGAUACUUUAGACUGACCUUUCGUUUCGUUUCCUCUCGUUUCGUUCUCCCCACGGAUGUGUGGGAUGAAGAGGGACAGGGAGCUGGGGGUGUAACAUUCGGCGUUCGUGCGCUUUUGAGAUGCUGUGGUUAGUGAACUGUGCGGAAAUGCAGCCCUGACUCCGUCUGCGGAUGACGCGCUGCACGCUGCUGUUUUUCUUCGUCUUUAAAAAGGCAACUUUUAGGUUUUGUCUGCAAAGGAAGCAGCGCCAAAGUGCUUUGUCAAGAAUGUACCUCGCACGGCGUUUGCGCAAUGAGGAUCUUUGCGCAAUGCAGUAAAACGCCACUUCUGCGUUGUCGCGCUUUCAUGGCGGUUUUGCGGUUAAAUAAAUCACCUCUUUGGGUUACCUAACCAUUAAGCACCCGGCCGGCGGCGAUUGAUUAAUUCCCUCCAUGCGAUUGCUCACCCUCGAGGUCCCGGGCGCGUGCAGUGUGUGAGAAGCCUUACCGCUUACCGGGGGAGGAGGGUCAAUGAAAAACAAACAGUUUGCCCUCAAGUUGACAGCUCCCUGGGAGAAGGAUGUCGGAUUUGGGAGAAGGCUCAAGACUUACAGGAACCACACCAAAAUAAUUGCCCACCCAGGCAUCGUGAUGAAAGUGCUGCGCAGGAAGCGGAUAGUGCUGUUCAUGGCGUACUUCUUGCUGCUGGUGCUGACCAUGCUCAACCUGGCCAACUACAAGUGGACGAAGGAGCCCCAGCAGUGUAACCACCAGAUGCGGAGCACGGUGUACCAGAGCAGGUCCGACAUCCGCUUCCUCUACAGACCGUCCCUGGCCAAGAAGAGGCAGCUCGUCUAUGUCCUCACCACCUGGAGGUCGGGCUCCUCCUUCUUCGGGGAGCUCUUCAACCAGAACCCGGACGUGUUCUUCUUGUACGAGCCCAUGUGGCACAUCUGGCAGAAGCUGUACCCCGGGGAUGCCGUGUCCCUCCAAGGGGCGGCCCGGGACAUGCUGAGCUCCUUGUACCGCUGUGAUCUCUCGGUGUUUCAGCUCUACAACACGCCCGGGAGCAAGAACAUCACCUCUCUGGGGCUCUUCGGUGCUACCCUCAACAAAGUGAUCUGCUCGUACCCUCUCUGCUCCGCCUACAGAAAGGAUGUGGUCGGCAUGGUCGAUGACAAGGUGUGUAAGAAGUGUCCCCCGCAGAGCUUGCGGCUCCUGGAGGAGGAGUGCCUCAAGUACAGCACGGUGGUGAUCAAGGGGGUGCGCAUCCUGGAUGUUAACGUCUUGGCUCCUCUAAUGGAGGAUCCCUCCCUAGAUCUGAAGGUGAUCCACCUGGUGAGGGACCCCAGGGCUGUGGCCAACUCCAGGAUCAAGUCAAGGCAUGGGUUGAUACGUGAGAAUUUACAAGUGGUGAGGAGCAGGGACCCCAAACUUCGCCGGAUACCCUUCGUGGACCCCAGUCACAAGGUAAACAAGAAGGACGGCUCAGACUACCACUCGAUUGGAGCCAUGGAAGUGAUUUGUGACCGGACCUCCAAAACGCUGCGAACUGCCUUAAAUCCACCCAGCUGGAUCAAGGGGAAGUACAUGGCCGUGCGGUACGAAGACCUAGUGGAGAAUCCCAUCAAAACUCUGAGAAGCGUCUAUCGCUUUGUGAAUUUGUCCGCAAACCACGACAUCGAAUCAUUCGCCUUGAACAUGACAAGCGGGACGAGUUCGUCCUCGAAGCCGUUCAUCGUGUCCUCCAGAAACGCGACGCAGGCGGCUAGCGCCUGGAGAACUGCGCUCAGCUUCCAGCAGAUGAAGCAGGUGGAGGACUACUGCCACCACUCCAUGACCUUGCUGGGGUACGAGCGCGUGCGGACAGCCGGGGAAGCGAAAGACCUCAGCAAAUCUCUUCUGACAGUUCCCAAACUGUGACACUUUUGCAACCAAAGACAGUGAGCUGUGCAUUCAUUUUUGCAUUGGGUACAGUCCCGUAUGGACUCUAGUUCAAGCUUUAUUUCAAAGUCAGUGUUCCUGGAGUUUCUUUCACAAACCACAUUGGAAUGUAUUUAGAUUUUUAAUGCUAGUACAAUGGAAUUUGGUAGGGGCAGUUUUGUCAAUGCAGGCCCCAUGGAUGGUUAAGGUGGUGCCUAUAAGAAAAGACGAGGAAGCUGCAGCUGUGCAUCACGUAUCGUACUAUAAAUGAUAACACUUCCAAGCAAAUGUUUUCAGAAGUACUUUGAAAUGUCCAGACAUUACUAGAAAAUCGAUUACAUUCUACGGUACCUCCAUACUGUCUGUAAAAGUGGAAAUUGUGUGGGAAAAAAAUCUUGACAGCAUAAGUCACUCAUUGUGUGAUCUGGUAAUUGUACAUUUUGUUAGUAAGUACUAGUGCUCAGUGAACACUACCAGAGACAAUCAUUAAAAUGUUCAAAUAGUCUUUUGUGCAAUAUGUAAAUAUAAGCUUUUUUAAA